AUGUCUGCAAGCCUGUUCAAACUCACCGUCAACGAGUACUUGGAGGGCCUCCCCAAGGCGGUGCAGUCCAAACUAUACCACGCGCCCGCCACGUGCCUCUCGAUCUACCGCUUGCUCCCGCCGCUCGCAAAGUUCUACGUGGUGUCCAUGAUGUUCACCGACAGGCCCGUGGCCGUCAGGGACUUGGAGAAAUGGUGCCGGCCGCACGCACGCAAGCUCCAGUACGAGGCGCUCCAGCGGCUCCGCGCGUUGCACUUGCUCGAGGAGGACGCCAGCGGCACGCACGUGCGGUUGCACCAGACGUUCCGCAGCAGCUUCCGCGGCUGCUUGGCCGGCACCCAGGCGCCCACCGCGUUCGGCGUCAUCGCGCUGGCGCCCGACAAACACGCCGUGGACGUGGCGUUCUUGGACCGCUUCGCCGCGCAGAAGUGGGAGACCAUCUUGCACUUCAUGGUCGGCUCGGAGCUCCCGGCGGUGCCGUCGCGCUCCGUGCUCUCGUUGUUGCGGCUGGGCGGGUUGAUGGAGGGCCGCGGCGCGGGUGCGGCCGGCUUGGCCAUCACCAACCGCGGCUUCCAGUUCUUGCUCCAGGACGCCAACAUCCAGAUCUGGACGCUCCUCCUCGAGUACUUGGGCUUGGUGCAGGACCUCCACAUGGACCCCGUGGACGUGCUCAACUUCCUCUUCGUGCUCGGCUCGCUCGAGUUGGGCAAGGCCUACUGCGUGUCCGGCCUCAGCGCCACCCAGCUCUCCAUGUUGCCCGACUUGCGCGACUGCGGGCUCGUGUACCAGCGCUCCGAGGGCCUGCUGCGCUUCUACCCGACGCGCCUCGCCACCACGCUCACCUCCGAGUCCACGGGGCUCCGCACCCCGGCCAUGGCCUUGGACCAGGCCGUGGCGGACGCCGAGGCCAAGGACGCGCCGCCCGUGGCCGCCGCGGACGCGCCGCUGGGGCAGGUCGUGCUCGAGACAAACUUCAAGUUGUACGCGUACACGAACUCGCCGCUCGAGAUCGCCGUGCUCAACUUGUUCGUGGCGCUCAAGAUCCGCUUCGCCAACAUGGUCAUUGGCCAGCUCACGCGCGAGCUGGUCCGCAACGCGCUCUACAACGGCAUCACCGCGGACCAGAUCAUCCGCUUCUUGGAGACGCACGCGCACGCGCAGAUGCGCCUCUUGGCCAAGGAGAAGUUGGACAAGAAGAUCGAGUUCGACGCCAGCCACAACAUCAACACCGCGGGCGGCGCGCCGCAGCUGAAGGCCUCCGACUCGGGCGUCGCGCAGCACCGCCUCGAGAUCCUCCCCCCGAACGUCGUGGACCAGAUCAGGCUCUGGCAGUUGGAGUUGGACCGCAUCCAGACGUUCGACGGCUACUUGUUCAAGGACUUCAAGAACCAGAACGAGUACGACGUCUUGUGCAACUACGCGUCCGAGGUCGGCGUCUUGUUGUGGUCCGACAAGACCAAGCUCCGCUUCUUCGUCACCUCCGACGGCAUGGCGCAGGUCGCAGACUUUGCCGGCCGCAAGUUCAGAUAG
Metschnikowia bicuspidata var. bicuspidata NRRL YB-4993 is the source of this 1530-nucleotide messenger RNA. Its product is annotated as TFIIH/NER complex subunit. Gene Ontology annotation, cellular component: transcription factor TFIIH core complex; transcription factor TFIIH holo complex. The transcript has a single exon. NCBI's taxonomy places the organism in Eukaryota, Fungi, Ascomycota, Pichiomycetes, Serinales, Metschnikowiaceae. Gene Ontology annotation, molecular function: ATPase activator activity; double-stranded DNA binding. Gene Ontology annotation, biological process: nucleotide-excision repair. The record is from RefSeq and is a predicted model, not a curated record. Bases 1 to 1530 code for a protein of 509 amino acids.